AGCUCAAGGCGUGGCUCGGAAUUGCAGUCUCUCACUUCUGCCCUGUCAUUUAAUCCAUUGGAAGGGGCCAUGAAGCUCAACAUUGCGAACCCCACGACGGGGAUGCAGAAGCUUAUCGAGGUUGACGAUGACAAGAAGCUGCUGCCCUUCUUCGACAAGCGUAUGUCCGUCGAGGUGGCGGGUGACUCCCUCGGCGACGAGUUCAAGGGCUACGUCUUCAAGAUCUCUGGUGGCAACGACAAGCAGGGCUUCCCGAUGAAGCAGGGCAUCCUCUGCAACCACCGCGUGCGCCUCCUGUUCAAGAAGGGUAUGUCCUGCUACCGCGAGCGCCGCGCGGGCUGCCGAAAGCGCAAGUCCGUCCGCGGCUGCGUGGUGGGACCCGACCUGGCCGUCCUGGCCCUCACGCUGGUGAAGAAGGGCGCUGAGGAGAUCCCGGGGCUCACCGACGACCAGAAGCCGCGCAGGCUGGGGCCCAAGCGCGCGGCCAACAUCCGCAAGCUGUUCAACCUGGAGAAGAAGGACAACGUGUGCAGCUUCGUCGUGCGCCGUGCGAUCGAACGUGGCGAGGGCAAGAAGCCCAAGUCGAAGGCCCCCCGCAUCCAGCGGCUGGUCACGCCCGCGAUGCUGCAGAGGAAGCGCUACUUCAAGGCCGCCACCCGCAAGAGGAUGGAGGCGGGCAAGGAGCUGAAGCAGCAGUACGCUAAGCGCCUCUCGGAGUACCAGAAGGAGAAGAAGGAGGCGCGCGCCGCCGAGGUCGCGAAGAAGAAGAAGGCCUGAGCGCCCGUGUGGCACGCUCACCCCCCUCGUCUCCCUCCCCGUCUCUUCUCCUUGGCAUCGCUCGGACGUGUGCAUUUUUCCUUCAGCGAGGGCCAUCGAGGAGCAUCCUUGAUCAUUUGGCGAAAAAGCCACGCACGAUACCGAA
This is a messenger RNA of Prorocentrum cordatum, 922 nucleotides long. NCBI's taxonomy places the organism in Eukaryota, Dinophyceae, Prorocentrales, Prorocentraceae. The record is from the annotation of a GenBank genome assembly.